Heteronotia binoei (common prickly gecko) is the source of this 2279-nucleotide messenger RNA. RefSeq names its product protein kinase AMP-activated non-catalytic subunit gamma 1 (gene PRKAG1). The transcript has 12 exons. The record is from RefSeq and is a predicted model, not a curated record. The coding region runs from base 100 to 1095 and encodes 331 amino acids. Lineage: Eukaryota; Metazoa; Chordata; Lepidosauria; Squamata; Gekkonidae.
UACUGGCGGAAGUGCGUCAAGGCGGAAGUGCAGACUAUGUCGGAGCGACAACGGUAGCUGUCUCCCUUUCUCUGGGUGCGGUAGGCAGCGCUGGGGAGGAUGGAGGCGGGUACCAUUCCAGACACCGGGUUGGAGAAAUGCCUACCCUUGUCAGAAGCCACUGAUGGGGAUUCCAGCAGCGGCAUCUACACAUGCUUCAUGAAGUCACAUCGCUGCUAUGACCUCAUCCCCACAAGCUCCAAGCUUGUUGUAUUCGAUACUUCCCUGCAGGUGAAGAAAGCUUUCUUUGCGUUGGUGACCAAUGGUGUGCGGGCUGCUCCACUCUGGGACAGCAAAAAGCAAAGCUUUGUGGGAAUGCUGACAAUCACAGACUUCAUCAACAUCCUGCAUCGCUACUACAAAUCAGCCAUGGUACAGAUCUAUGAGCUGGAGGAGCACAAGAUUGAAACUUGGCGAGAGGUUUAUCUGCAGGACUCUUUCAAGCCACUGGUCUGCAUUUCACCCAGUGCCAGCCUGUUUGAUGCUGUCACCUCACUGAUUCGGAACAAGAUUCACCGUCUGCCUGUCAUCGACCCCGACUCGGGGAACACACUGUAUAUCCUGACUCACAAGCGUAUUCUCAAGUUCCUCAAGCUCUUUAUUGCUGAGUUCCCCAAGCCAGAGUUCAUGUCGAAAAGCCUGGAAGAGCUGAAGAUUGGCACCUAUGAAAACAUUGCAAUGGUCCAUACAAACACCCCUAUUUAUGUUGCAUUGGGUAUCUUUGUACAACAUAGGGUCUCUGCACUGCCGGUGGUGGAUGACUCAGGUCGGGUUGUAGACAUUUACUCCAAGUUUGAUGUCAUUAAUCUAGCUGCUGAGAAGACUUAUAACAACCUGGACGUGACAGUGACCAAGGCACUGCAGCAUCGCUCCCACUACUUUGAGGGUGUUCUCAAGUGUUACAAGCACGAGACUCUGGAGGCGAUAAUCAACCGACUGGUAGAGGCAGAGGUUCAUCGGCUGGUGGUGGUGGAUGAAAACAAUGUGGUGAAGGGUAUCGUGUCCCUCUCGGAUAUUCUACAGGCCCUGAUCCUGCCCGGUGGUCAGAAGCCUUGACUGCAUGAAGUUCAGAGCUGCCCCCUCCCUCUCCCCCACAUUCUUGGGCCUGAGGAGCAAAACCAUCAGCCUUCUUGCAUCACCCUUUUUGGCCAAGCAGCAACAGAAUGGAAAGGCUAACUUAACCUGUGUCUCCUCCUUGCCCAUUUUGGUUGCAUGGGAGCCUUGAGGCCUGCUGGAACUUGGAGACAGGCGCAUUGGCUGGGCUGUUGGGGUCCAGGCUCAGUGGGCUGAUAUCUUCCACACUUGGAUGAGAGAAAGCUUGAGGCGAGGCUUCUUGGUCAAGUGUGAAGCAUGCAAUAAGUGCAGGGGCCACAUCAAAAUUCCAAAAACCACAGGGCAUGUUCUGGAAAUGAGGAUAUCUAAUCUAUAGCACAAUUUUUUUUUUAACGAGACACUUGGCUAUUCUCAGGCACGUGACCUUUGUGUGCCCUGUGUGUGUGAAUGAGAGUGUGUGAUCCCCAUCCCAAUGUAACUUCCACCAAGCAAUACCCUGCAGUCUGUCAAGAAGGCAUGGAGCCUGUUGUGCACACCACCUGCUCUACUCUUCCUAGUACCAGGGCCAGUACUAGUUCCAAAGGCUCUUAAUGAACCUUGCUCAGGAGCUGAGAAUCCUUCACUGGGUCACGUCAGGUAUAUGAGUGGGCAUCAUGGAGCAUUCAAAUUCCUGUUGUUCUGGGAGUCUCAUUAGGCUCUUCCCUCCUAGGUUUUGAUUAAAUUACUCCAUCUUUGAUGAACUCCAAGUUGAUUAACUUUGGCCAUCUUAUCAGACGAAGAAUUGGAGUCAGCCCUGCCUUCAUGCCCCGGUAAAGGAAUCUAUGUAUUUAACCAUAAACAUGCCACUCUCCUGCCUCAUUUAGGGCAGAAAUAGUUCUCUUGUUAAAGAGAGGAAAUUGUAAUGGCACUGCUGCCCCUUUUGAUCUUGACUGUUCAAGAGUGGUUCUCUCGUGAGCCCCACUUCUUUUACACAUUCCUAUAAACCCCACUUCAAACAAAGUAUAUAGCAUGUAUUUUUUUUAAAUAAAGCCACAUUUCCUAUACAAUGCUCCACUGGUACUGUUCUUCUUUUGGGUCUCCCCAGGCAAGAAGAUCUGUCCUGGGGUGCCUCUUUCUCUCUCUGUGAUGUGUCACUUGCUACUUGGUUUUACUGAGUUUCUGUACUUAAUAAAAAUCAGUAUAUCACA